AUGAGCCUCAGGCAGCACAAGAUCGCAGUCAUUGCGGGCGACGGCAUCGGCAUCGAGGUGACGGCAGCGGCGCUGAACGUCCUCAAGGCGGUCGAGGCGCGGUUGGGCACGUUUCGCCUAGUCUUUGACGAGUUCGACUAUGGAAGUGCCCGUUAUAAGGCGACGGGGGCGUACGCACCCGAGGGAUGGCUGGACCACCUGGCGACGUCGGACGCCAUUCUCUUUGGCGCCGUUGGUGACCCGGACGUACCCGACCAUAUCUCGCUGUGGGAGCUGAUCCUACCGAUGCGUCAGCGGUUCCAGCAGUACGUCAACGUGCGGCCCUCGUCUGUCCUGCCUGGGAUUGCCCCGCAUGCCACUGCAGCGGCGGUCGCGGGGCUCAACUGGGUGUUCGUGCGCGAGAACACCGAGGGCGAGUACUCUGGCCAAGGGGGGCGGACACAUGUGGGCAGCACGCUUGAGGUGGCGACCGACGUGGCGGUGUUUACCCGCGGUGGUGUGGAGCGGUGCAUGCGGUACGCCUUUGAGGUCGCGCGCAGCCGGGAGAGAAAGCUGCUCACUGUGGUCACCAAGAGCAAUGCGCAGCGCUACGGCCUGGUGUUGUGGGACGAAGUGGCUGCAUCCGUGGCGAUGGACUUUCCUGAUGUAAAGUGGGACAAGAUGCUCGUCGACGCGAUGACGGUCCGCAUGGUUCAAAAGCCCCAUUCGCUCGACACUAUUGUGGCGACAAACCUCCACGGAGACAUCCUGACGGAUCUGGCGGCGGCACUUUCGGGGUCUAUCGGCAUUGCUCACUCGUCAUCGCUCGACCCGACUCGGGCCAACCCGUCUAUGUUUGAGCCAGUCCAUGGUGCCGCGUUCGAUAUCAUGGGCAGGAACAUUGCCAAUCCUGUCGCUGCCAUGUUCUCCGCUGCCGAGAUGCUUCGCUGGAUCGGUGAGGAGGAGGCAGCGGUGCUCGUUGAGCGGGCGGCUACGCAGAGCAUUUGCGGUGGACAGGUGACGUGCGAUCUGGGAGGCAAACUGAGCACGGUGGAGGUGACCCGCGUCGUUUGUCAGAUGGUAGAGAGGCUGUAA
Messenger RNA from Apiotrichum porosum, 1074 nucleotides. RefSeq lists its product as uncharacterized. Gene Ontology annotation, molecular function: oxidoreductase activity, acting on the CH-OH group of donors, NAD or NADP as acceptor; NAD binding; magnesium ion binding. The transcript has 4 exons. The coding region runs from base 1 to 1074 and encodes 357 amino acids. The record is from RefSeq and is a predicted model, not a curated record. Lineage: Eukaryota; Fungi; Basidiomycota; Tremellomycetes; Trichosporonales; Trichosporonaceae.